Messenger RNA from Pistacia vera, 1551 nucleotides. RefSeq names its product disease resistance protein RPP13-like. Gene Ontology annotation, molecular function: ADP binding. Gene Ontology annotation, biological process: defense response to other organism. The transcript is spliced from 2 exons. The record is from RefSeq and is a predicted model, not a curated record. Lineage: Eukaryota; Viridiplantae; Streptophyta; Magnoliopsida; Sapindales; Anacardiaceae. The annotation marks the transcript as partial.
UUGUUUCAAUUUGCCGAGAGCCUUGCUGUCUCCUUCCAGCUUGUUAUCAAUAGCUUUAAGACCAUACAUAUUAGAUCUAUCAAAGACUUCUAUGCAAAAACCUGUGGAAAGGCAAAUGAAACCAAAGAAAUAGAGAAGAUUGGAAAGGAAAUAUUGCAAAAAUGUGGGGGUCUACCACUCGCGAUUGUUGUAUUGGGUGGGUUAUUAUCUAAAAAGAGUGCACAAGAGUGGCGUUCGGUGUGCUUUCUCUACUUGGGUCAUUUUCCAGAAGACUAUGAAAUCCCGGUAAGUAGACUAGUUCAACUGCGGGUGGUUGAGGGUUUCAUACCGCAAAAUAAAGAAAUAAUGGAAGAUGUGGCUUAUUAUUACCUGAAUGAAUUGAUUAGAAGGAGCUUGAUUCAAAAAGAUAAAAUGCGUAGAGAGAGGAUUUUGACAUGUCGUGUUCAUGAUCUUUUGCGGAAUUUAGCAAUUGAAAAGGUAGAAGAGCUCAACCUUUUUCACAUUUAUGAGGUAAAUAAAGGUUCAAUUUACCAUUCGAGGACACGACGACAAGCUGUUUAUUCUGGAAUUGAAAGUUACUUGCAGCUUCAACAAUCUAAAGUCUUGCGCUCCCUUUUGUUCGUCGGGAUCAAUAAUGAAAAUGCAAGGGAAGGCUUAUUGUCAAUGUGCUCAAGCUUCAGGUUACUAAGAGUGCUCAAUCUUUCGCAUCUCUGGCUUACAACUAUACCAAAAGAAAUAGGCAAGUUGAUUCACUUGAAGUAUUUAAAAUUAAAAUUAGGAGGAACAACAAUUGAAGAUUUUCCAGUACCACCAUUCAUUCUCAACUUCGUGAACCUACAAACUCUGUUCAUUCAAGGUUUUAGUAGGCUCCCAAAUGAAACUUAUAAAUUGAAAGAGUUGAGACAUCUAAUUGGAAAUUUUGAAGGGUAUUUUUGGGUAGACAACUUGAAAAACCUUCAAACUUUGAAGGGCAUACAGGCCGAGACUUGGAUUAAAACUAAUCCAAAAGGGUUGGUUAAUCUUCGAGAGCUGCACAUAUCAAGUUAUGGUAAAGCAGUAAACGAGUUCACUUUUGAUUCUAUUGCCAAGCUGAAAAGCCUUCAAAUUCUACGGGUUUACAUAUCAACAAGUGAAAUUCCUUCCCUGAAACCACUAUCUGACUGCCCAAAUCUGGUAGAGCUGACAUUAGAAGGGGGGACACUGAACCUAAAAGAAAACAUGCCUGCAUUUUUGCCAAAUCUUGAACACCUAGAAUUAUAUAUUAGCAUACUCGAAGAUGAUCCCAUGCUUACAUUGGAGAAUUUGCCAAACCUCAGAGUUCUUUAUUUAUACCCCGGUGUUUAUUGUGGAAGGAAUCUGGUCUGCAGCAAAGGAGGGUUUCCACGGCUUGAAAUUCUGGUUCUUUCUGGAGUAACUUUUAAGGAGUUGAAAGUAGCGGAGGGAGCUAUGCCUGAGCUUAGAAGUUUCUUAUUGGCACAUUUUAAAAUUCCUGAAAGAUUCAAAAUCCUGCCGCCCCCACCCAAGUGGGAAUACAAAGGGGACCUGCUAUAG